Danio aesculapii is the source of this 1663-nucleotide messenger RNA. RefSeq names its product cell division cycle associated 7b (gene cdca7b). The coding region runs from base 77 to 1363 and encodes 428 amino acids. The transcript has 10 exons. Gene Ontology annotation, cellular component: nucleus. Lineage: Eukaryota; Metazoa; Chordata; Actinopteri; Cypriniformes; Danionidae. Gene Ontology annotation, biological process: regulation of DNA-templated transcription. The record is from RefSeq and is a predicted model, not a curated record.
UGUUUUUUAAACCCUUUUCAUUCAUUAGAGUUUCACCCACACACUGAUAAGCACGAGAAAUCACUUUAAUAGCUAAAUGAUCAAAACCCGCAAAGCAUCCUUAAAGGCAAAGCAGCAGGAUGUGACGGACCAAUCAGAGGACGGCAGAGACAGCAUCCAAUUAAAGAGAUGCUGGAAACCCGUUGUCGUCUGCAGAGACAUUUGCUUGAGGUCCAAAAGCAUGAGCGAUGAGCUGGCCAAGGUCUUCAUGGACAGCGAGAACGAGGAGGAAUUCCAGGGUUUCUCCGGGGAUGAAGAGGACUGGAAAAAACCUGUGAAUGGCAGGUCUGAUGAAGACAGUGACGACAACGGUUUUUAUUCUGACGGUGAGGAACCGGCGGCUAAAAGGAAGCGCAGCUCUGGACUUCGUGUUGCGUUCAAUUUUCCUGCCAAACGAAGCCCCGCCCCUAAACAGAAUACAGCCAAAAAAGGAGCAAAAGUGGCUCCGCCCAAAAGAAACAAGCCUAUCAGAGGAAACCGGACACAGCCUGAACCAGAAGAGAAAAAGGAGCCUGUUUUAAAGAAGAGCCAAUCAAAAGCCGCUGAUAACAGGAGCAGUGUGGAGAAUCUGCUGACGGAUGAAGAGAUGCAAAUACUGAGCAAAAGAGCCAAAAACAUUGAAGAAAAUAAAGCUAUGCUUGCAAAACUUUUUGCAGACUUGAGCUCUUUGCCUGAACUUCCUUCAAAAACGACACCUACAAAGAAAAGGAAGUAUUCCACUUCAAAACGCCAACUUUCAGAGGUUCAGAGCGAGAGGCGAAACCCAGGUCGCAAAGCGAGACCCCCAGAGCACUUUGGUGUAGAAGUGGAAGAGAAACCGGCUCCUCGGAGGAGAGAGAGCGGACAGAUCGACAUCAACCGCCUGAUGGAGGUUAAAGAGGGUUACGGAGACGCUCGUCCCAAACAGAGAAAGCGUCGUUCUCGUGAGUCCAUUCGUAUGCCGGAGGACAUCACAGAAGAAGAGCUGCUGAACGUCGCCGAUCGCGCCAAAGACAAGAUCCUCGAUAAAGAGAACGGCAGCACGUGUCACCAGUGCCGUCAGAAAACCCUCGACACCAAGACUGAAUGCAGAGGCCUGUUCUGCGGGGGGGUCAAAGGUCAGUUCUGCGGCCCCUGUUUACGCAACCGAUAUGGAGAAGAUGUUCGAGAGGCACUGCUGGAUCCUUCGUGGGAGUGCCCCAUCUGCCGUGGAGUGUGUAACUGCAGUCUGUGCAGGAAGCGUGACGGACGCUGUGCAACAGGAGCUCUGACCAGACUAGCCAAAUUCUACGGACACGACAAUGUCAAGGAGUACUUGGAGAGUCUUCAGAAGGACAUCGAGUGAAGACGAUCUGGAGGCGACGCAGCUUUCCUGACACUUUUAGCAUGAAAACACUGAAUGUUUGACACGGUGUUCAGCGCAGAUAUGCAAAUCAGGCCUUUCUUUUCUACUUCAUGAUGUUCUGCUGAGUUUCUACUGAUUUCUUUCUUAUUUCUGCUGUAACGAGUCGUACUGUUCUCCUGCAAACGAAGCGCAGAGAUAUCAUGAAAGCGCAACAGGCGUCUUCUAAUUUGCACAAUUUGUGUUUAUCUCUUUAACAUGUUAUUGGAAAGUAGAUUUAAUAAAGAUCCUUUUAUCUCUCAA